Molecule: messenger RNA, 330 nt
Organism: Durusdinium trenchii
Lineage: Eukaryota; Dinophyceae; Suessiales; Symbiodiniaceae
Source: the annotation of a GenBank genome assembly
AUGGUUGCAGAAGCGGUGAGGGAUUGGCUUCGCGAGUUCGGACGGAUGGAGCGGAUCCCGGAGCCGGAGGAUAAGGACAUUGGCAUUGAAGAUGACUUCGACGUGGACUCCGAAGACCUCGACGGCGAGCUGAUUGAUGCAUUACUAGAAGUUCUCAAAGGUGAUGCUGCUCGAUGUAAAGAGCUGAAGCGCAUUCGUCGCAUGGGCGCUGUAGAGCAGAAGGUUGCUUUGAGAGCACAGCUCAAGAUGCUCAGCCCGGAGGAGCGUGAAGCGCUGGUGGGAUCCGACUCUGAAAGCCUGGAACCCGAGGGCUGGAGAAAGAAAGAGUGA